Messenger RNA from Penicillium lagena, 1731 nucleotides. Its product is annotated as serine hydrolase domain-containing protein. NCBI's taxonomy places the organism in Eukaryota, Fungi, Ascomycota, Eurotiomycetes, Eurotiales, Aspergillaceae. The record is from RefSeq and is a predicted model, not a curated record. The coding region runs from base 1 to 1731 and encodes 576 amino acids. The transcript has 4 exons.
AUGCGUGCCAGUGAUAUCAGCCUUGGGCUAUUGCUGGCCGGAACGGCCCUAGCGUUCAACAACCCUACUUUCCUGACCCCUGUGUUCCCAGUGCCCCUGAUUCCGGAAACAACCGAAGUAUGGCACUCUAUCAGACAAACGAUAACCUCAAACCUCACUGGUGCCAUUGCCGCCGCCAAUGGUGGAGAGGGUGCAAAUUCUGUCGCUAUUCGAGCAAUCUCUGUGCAGGAAGACAGUCCUUUGAUCGAGUUCUAUCACACGGCCAAGUCGAUAUCCCCGGCUAGUGUGCAGAAAGUAGGCGCAGACACGGUAUUUCGCAUCGGGAGUAUCUCGAAGCUGUUCACUGUUUACUCUCUUCUCGUUCGUGGCGGCUUCGACAUAUUUGAGGGCCCGGUGACGAAAUACGUCCCUGAGCUCCGAAAGGCAGGUCUGAACUCUACCGUCGAUCCCAUCGACGAUGUCAAUUGGGAAGAGGUCACUGUUGGUGCUCUGGCAAGCCAGUUGUCCGGCAUACUGCGUGAUUGUGUCCUUCCUCUACUAGAUAACCACGCCGACUUGUCAACUCAGGGCUUACCAGUUGAGGACUUUGGACUGCCGCCUCUUCCACCCCACGACAUUCCUAAAUGUGAUGGAGACGAAUCUCAGCCUCCAUGCACCCGCAAUGAGUUUCUCCAAGGCCUACAAGGUCUACACAAGCAGCCACCUGUCUUCCCUGUAUGGGCAACGCCAUCCUAUUCGAACGCCAAUUUCCGAAUUUUGUCCUACAUCUUCGAGAGUAUCACAAAUACGAGCUUUGUAAAAGGGGUAGAAAAAGACGUCCUUCGGCCCCUUGAUCUCUCAAACACGUAUACUAUCAAACCACAAGACAGCGUCGGAAUAAUCCCAACGGGAGAUAGUUUAUGGGGUCAAUUCCUUGGACAAGACUUGGCGGCUGCGGGAUUUUACUCUUCGGCAAAGGAUCUGUGCACUUUUGGUGGCGCAAUUUUGGGUAGUUCACAGCUGACGCCGGCGGAAACAAGACGGUGGUUAAAGCCACAUUCGCACACGGCGUCGCUACUGCUUUCUGUGGGUAUGCCCUGGGAGAUAUACCGGCAGCAAACAGGCGAUCACGUUGUCGAAUUUUAUACCAAGGACGGCAGCUACGGUGCCUAUAAUUCGAUAUUAAUACUCGUACCUGACUACGACAUCGUGUUCAGCGUUUUAACAGCAGGCCCGGAUUCCAAUCUGGUGAUCAAUGCUGCGGAAAUUGUGCGACAAAACAUCAUGCCAGCCCUUGAAGAAGCUGCGAGAAAGCAGGCAAAAACUCAAUAUGAGGGGGAGUAUUGCCUCUCUUCAGAUGGACAGAUGACAGAUCUGAUUGCGCUAUCGGUCGACGACGGAACAGGCCUUCUAGUGGACAAGUGGAUCAGUAAUGGUCGGGAUUUUCUGGCCAUCGCUUCGCAAUAUGCCGAAAACACAGGUAGUGGGGCACUACAGACAGUCCGACUCUACCCUAGCGAAUUUCGAACCUCGGGGAAGGUGGCAUUUCGGGCGGUAUUCAACACUUCUUAUCCAAGAACGAGUGGUGGUACCCCUCGGUUGUUUUCUCCAGGCCUGGAAGCGUGGAGCAGUGUUGACAAUCUGAUCUAUGGACAGAAGCCAAUGGAUCUGUUCUUGUUCAAGAUCGACUCCCAUGGUGUGGCACAGACAGUUGAAUGCAGCGGCCUGAGGAAAGUGCUGCCAAAGUGCUAG